GGGACCCCACCCCACAAUUAGUCAAAUCUUCAUCACCCCCACCCACGCCCACAAACCCUAGAUCCCCUUUUUUAAUCUUUAUUCUUUUAUUAUCUCUCUGCCGCCGCCGCCGCAUCCACCGAUCUCACCGGACGUCGCCUCCGAUCGCCGAUUCGCCUUUCGAUUUGUCCUCCCAGACCCUCCGUAUCGUCUAUUGUGCGUUCACGCGCUGCCGAUCUGGUCGCGUUAAGUAUGGCACAGAAAAGGGCAUUUAGUGAUGAAAUGGUCUAUGAAGGUACUUCCAAGCAUAAGAGACAGAAUGGACCCUGUGAUGAAAUUACCUUAUGUAAUGACAGUUUUUCCAUAGAAAGUGUAUCUGCAAAACCUUAUGUUUCAGGCAGGGAGUUUGUAGGUGAGGCUAAUCUGGGAAAAGGAGAUGUGACAAGGUCUGCAUCAUUGCCACAAUGGGCUUCCGGUAAUAGCACUAGUGAUGAGGAUGAGCCACCUGAAGAUCUGUUUCACUCUCCUUCCUCCCCUGGAUAUUGCAGUUUUGACUACUCUGCUAGGCCAGCAAUAUACUCCGAUGAUCUGCAUAAUUGCAUGUUGGAUUAUCCUCCCAGGAAGCAUGUUCCUAUUGGACCUGAUCAUCAAGCUGAAAUUCCAUGUUGGGGCCCGCUGGAAAACAAGAAUGUCCCAGAUGUUGGGAUCAGCAUCUUGCAUAGUUCUGAGACUGAUGAAGAAGUUGGGUAUGGUAGGACCGUGUGCAAUUGUCCAGAUAAGGGUUCCAUCCGAUGUGUGAGGCAGCACGUUUCAGAAGCUAGGGAUAGACUGAGGAGAACUUUUGGUCAGGCUACUUUCGCGGAGCUGGGUUUUAACGACAUGGGGGAAGUUGUGGCAGAAAAGUGGAGUGCAGAGGAAGAGGAGUUGUUUGAUGAUAUCAUUUACUCUAACCCAGCCUCGACCGGCAAGGAUUUCUGGAAGGCUCUUUCUGCUGUGUUUCCUUCUCGGACGAAGAUGGAGAUUGUCAGUUACUACUUCAAUGUCAACAUGCUCAGGAAGCGAGCAGAGCAGAACAGGUUGGACCCAUUGAACAUUGACAGCGACAAUGAUGAAUGGCAGGGAAGUGACAAUGAAGAGUCUACUAUCCAAGAUGGUCUUGAUGAUAACGGCCCUCAGAAGCAGGAAUAUGAAACUGAUUCGGAACCUGCUUUUGAGCUUCAUGUCAAGAAGUCCGAUGAGGGAGAAAACGGUACUCAAGAUGGAGGAUCGAGCACAUCUUCGGAUUCAGGAGUACAAGGUGGCAGUUGCCUCUCGAAGUCUGAUGGUUGUCUAGAGUGGAAUAGAUAUAACACUUUAGAUUCGUACGACACGAAAUUACUGUGGGAAAAUACCAGCAGCAGCAGCCCUGAAAUUGAUCUUGAUUUCUUACCGACAUGCAGUAUGAUUGAGGAGAUCUUUGGAGAGGGAAGUUUUGACUCCAAGGGCUGGUGAGAAUGGGAGAGUCUCUCUGCUGCCUGUGUUGUCUGGAAAAGAUGAACCUGUGAUUUUUUCUUUUUCAUCUUCAUUUUAGAGUUGUUUUAUUGAUCAUUUUUAGAGCACUAUGACAUAAUUCCUGAUGUAAAUGCUAUUUAAUGGGGAAGAUGAUCAUUAAAAUGUAAAAUAGCAUGCAUACUUGAUGGGGAACAAAAGUCACAAUUGGUG
Messenger RNA from Cuscuta campestris, 1680 nucleotides. The record is from the annotation of a GenBank genome assembly. Lineage: Eukaryota; Viridiplantae; Streptophyta; Magnoliopsida; Solanales; Convolvulaceae.